AUGAUAAAGUGCAUAAUUGAUGAAAUAUUAGAAGAGUGGAAUAAAUUUUAUAAAAAUGUAAUUAAUAAUGCCAUUUUAAAAAAGGAAAAACAAGUUGUUACUAACAAAUGUACUAGGACAAGAAGAAAAUCUGCUGUUGAGCCUUGUAAAUUUAAUAUUGAAAGACAAAGAAGAUUUAAGAAAUCCUUUGAAAAUAAAAAAGAAGCUGAAAAAGCUAUUUUUAUAGAAGAAAAUAAUGUUGAUGUGAAACUUGGCAUAAAAACCGAGGAGUGUGGUAAUAAAGACAUUGCAUCACCAAUAAAUGAUGCAAAAAAUGAUAAUUUGGCGGCAAAUAUAAAUAUAAGUGAAAAAAAAGAAGAAUACGCAAACAACGUUUUUGAUGUUUUUACAUCUUUAAUUUCAGCUGCCAAUGUUAAUUCAAAUUCUAAUAAUAUAAACACUGUUCCUGAAAAUUUGCAACAGAAUUCAAAUAAAAAUUUCGAAUCGGUUGUACCAAUUAUUACUUCUAAGGAUAAACUUCAGAAUGUUUUAAAUAAAAAACCACUAUCUAAAAAAAGCUCUAAAACAAAGAAAAAGCCUGCUGUAGUGAUGAAGAAUUUUAAAAAAAAGCCAAAGCAAAAUAAUGUAAUUACUGACAUCGAUGAAAAAUUGCGCAUUAUUAAACUAGGAAAAAAAGCUUCAAUAAAUGAAGUUACUGAAGAAAAUAAAAAUAAUUUUACAUCGGAUCAACCAUUAAAAGCAGGGUCCACGGUGCCCAUUGAUAAUCAAAAAAUGUCUUUACUUUGUGAUAAUCAGUCGUUCAAAGAGCCAACUUUGCCACAAUUGAAUGAUAAGGCAGAGUGUAAUAAUGAUCUUGAAAAUCAUUCUAUUAAACAAGAAAGCGAAUGUGUACAAGUCAAAAAUGAAGAUUUUACAAAAAAUAAUGAUCAGGAAGCAAAACUUAAAAAGAAAAAUGAGAUUCUUAAAAGUAUUUUUAGAAAAGAAAAAUUAAAGGUUGAUAUGAAACGUAAUAGUGUUUUUAUUAAUGAAAAUAAUACAAACUGUAUCAAAAAUAAUAAUUCUAAAGAACUGAGCAAAUUUUCUGGUUGCAAUAAUGUUGAUAUAGGAAAAUUAGAAAAUAAUUUAGUAGAUAAAAAAUUUGCUUUAUUACCGAGAAGAUUAGAUAAUACAUCUAUACUUUUAGCAACGCCUGAAAAAAUUAAGUUUAAAUUUGACAAUAAAAAAAUACAAGCAGAUUUAUUGUCAAGCGAUGUAAAAUCACCCAAGGCUAUGAAAAAUAAAGUUUAUGAUGUAAAAAGUUCAAAAUUUCUUAUUGAACCUAACAUAAUGAGAAAUGAUUUGUACAAAAAAGUAAUUGAUAGUCAAAGAAAAGGCCUUUCACAAAAUGAAUACAAAUCGAGUACAAUAAUUCCCCACAUUAAAUCAGAUGAUGAGGAUUCUUUAAUUUUCAUUGAACCUCUUUUUUGCAAGGAUCCUGAAAUUAAUGAAAAGGUAUGCAAACAAAGUCACAAACAACUUGAAGAGUAUUUUAAUUUAUGUGAAGAUAUAAAUGUUGUUGAGAUAUUUCCAAAUAUUAAAGACAUAACUAAUGAUAGUCCAAAUAAAUGGAAUUGA
Vairimorpha ceranae is the source of this 1614-nucleotide messenger RNA. RefSeq lists its product as hypothetical. The transcript has a single exon. The record is from RefSeq and is a predicted model, not a curated record. Lineage: Eukaryota; Fungi; Microsporidia; Nosematidae. The coding region runs from base 1 to 1614 and encodes 537 amino acids.